CCGGAAAGGGGGCAGGUGGAAUGGCCGGUACGCCAGGAUUUCCGGAAACAGUGCGGAACAUCCACGAAGUGAGAACGAAAAAUCACAAGGAACAAGUUUCCGGGAACGGCACGGUACAAAAUCCAGGUGAGAAAGACACGCCGGGGUUAAAAAACCCGGGCGGUGGGGAACAGACAUCAGGCAGGACGGGCGAUUCCGAAAAAGGGACAGAUCUUGGACCUGCUCUGCCAGACGGUUCAGAUACAACAAGCCUUGAGCUUAGUACGAAACAGGAACCAAGUGGGUCAGGUGAGUCAGGGGGUUCAGGUGGGCCCGCUAACCCAGUGCCACAAAUUGGGACGGUCGGUUCGGUGUCGUCACAAAUUCAGAAGGAAAAUGCACUAAGUACUACGACCACCACGACGACUACUGCGCCACAGGCACCAAGUACCACUACGACUACGGAGGCGUCAACCACGACGACCACCCGCGCACUGUCACGUCUUCGCGAAAUCGACGGCAGCCUCAGCAGCUCUGCGUGGGUGUGUGCCCCGCUGCUGCUCGCAGUAUCCGCGCUGGCGUGCACCGCUGUGGGCUGA
This is a messenger RNA of Trypanosoma cruzi, 578 nucleotides long. Its product is annotated as mucin TcMUCII, putative. The transcript has a single exon. NCBI's taxonomy places the organism in Eukaryota, Euglenozoa, Kinetoplastea, Trypanosomatida, Trypanosomatidae. The record is from RefSeq and is a predicted model, not a curated record. The annotation marks the transcript as partial.